This is a messenger RNA of Chanos chanos (milkfish), 1392 nucleotides long. RefSeq names its product cerebellar degeneration-related protein 2-like (gene cdr2l). The transcript has 5 exons. The record is from RefSeq and is a predicted model, not a curated record. Lineage: Eukaryota; Metazoa; Chordata; Actinopteri; Gonorynchiformes; Chanidae. The coding region runs from base 1 to 1392 and encodes 463 amino acids.
AUGCUUCGUGCUAGCAGGAUGGAAGAGUUUGAAACAGUAGAAGACGAACCGUGGUAUGACCAAAGAGAUCUGGAGCAGGAUCUGCACUUGGCAGCGGAGUUGGGUAAGACCCUGCUGGAGCGCAAUAAGGAGCUGGAGGAUUCGCUGCAGCAGAUGUACAUUAACAAUGAGGAGCAGGUGCAAGAGAUCGAGUACUUGACUAAGCAGUUGGAGAUGCUCCGCGACAUGAACGAACAGCAUGCCAAAGUGUAUGAGCAACUGGACGUGACGGCCCGUGAACUGGAGAUCACCAACGAGAAACUGGUGCUAGAGAGCAAAGCGUCACAGCAGAAAAUUGACCGGCUGACGAGCACCAUGGAGAUGCUGCAGGGCCAGGUGGACACGCUGACGGCCCGUGUGGAGGAGCUAAGGACUCUAGAGGAGCUCAGAGUUCGCAGAGAAAAGAAAGAGAGGAGGAAGACUGUUCACUCUUUCCCCUGCCUAAAAGAGCUCUGUACUGCCCCCAGCUAUGAGGAUGGGUUUCUAGUGGCGGACCCAGGCAGCGCAGAAACGUCAAAACGAAGGCCAGUGGAUGAAGAAAACGAUCGCCUGCGCGUAAUGGUGACAUCACUACGCGCUGCCAUAGCGACGGAGCGCAGGCGGCGUGAGGGGGCAGAACGGGAGUGCGCCGCCGUGCUCCAGGAGUUCGAGCGUUUAGAGCAGCGCCUCCUGGGUGCCGAGGGCUGCCAGUUGCGAGUGCAGGAGUUGGAGGCGGAGCUCCAGGAGAUGCAGCAGCUGCGCAAGUCGCGCGCGUGCCUGCUAGCAGGAGAGGACGGCUUGGAGCAGACGUUGCUCAACAGCGCUCCCGAAACGGAUACGAUCGAAGACCCCGCGGUAACGGAAGACGCCGCAAACGAUAAGGCGGAGGCUCCCGUCCGCAAGAGCUGCAGCGACACUGCCCUCAACGCCAUCUCCGCCGUUGACGCUUCGGGCCGGCGUAAAGGCAGCUACGCUCUGCACGCCAACGGCGUUCGGAAAAGGGGCAUGUCCAUCCUGAGGGAAGUGGACGAGCAGUACCACGCGCUCCUGGAGAAGUACGAGGAGCUCCUCGGAAAGUGCCGACGCCACGAGGAGAGCCUCCGGCACGCCGAGGUCCAGACCUCCCGUCCUGUCUCAAGGGACCCCUCCAUGAAGGAAUGCAGGGUCGAGAACCCGCAGCCACCCACCCCGCCUCAGACCCCCUCCACUCCCGAGGCGAUCGAGGGCAUUAGCAGGCAGGUGGAGGCCGUGGACAAACGACUCAGCCAGAAUACGCCGGAAUACAAAGCGCUCUUUAAAGAGAUCUUCUCCCGUCUCCAAAAGACUAAGAGCGACAUGAACUCCGCCGGGAAGAGCAGGAAGGGCGGGAAGUGA